This is a messenger RNA of Pimephales promelas (fathead minnow), 6660 nucleotides long. RefSeq names its product coiled-coil and HOOK domain protein 88a (gene ccdc88aa). Gene Ontology annotation, biological process: cytoplasmic microtubule organization; cytoskeleton-dependent intracellular transport. Gene Ontology annotation, cellular component: cytoplasm; centrosome. NCBI's taxonomy places the organism in Eukaryota, Metazoa, Chordata, Actinopteri, Cypriniformes, Leuciscidae. Gene Ontology annotation, molecular function: dynein light intermediate chain binding; microtubule binding. The record is from RefSeq and is a predicted model, not a curated record.
AUUAAGGUCAGAGAUGUACUAAACCACUGUAGGAAUUACGAUGCUGCCCAGAUCAGAUGCUGCUGGGACGGAAAAUGACAUAAACACCCAGUAAAACUUUUUCACAUAUAGACCUUGUUUUUCCCCCCCAUUUAAUGAAGGAAUCAUGAAAUCGCACCGAAUGACAGUUCAUUUUAGUUAUUCACAUCGUUUGUUAUUUGGAUUCUAAUUGCUGGUGGCCUUUACUUUCUAACUCCACAUGCACAGUUCGUGCUAGACCUCCAGCAGUCACGCGCACUGCAGUUUCGGCGUGGUGUCCGAGCGGCUCCGGAAGAUGCUGCAGUCCUGAUGGAAUAUUUAAACGGCAACAUUCUGCGUUUAUUUUCAAUCUAAUAACAGAUACCAGUUUGUUGACGAGGAAUGAGCCACACGAAUUCUAUGAGGUAUCGCGUCGCAGCGGUGUGAAUUGAAGAUUUUGUUCAAUGAUGCAGCGACAUUUCCUCCGCUCAGCUGCCUAUGGAGAGGGUUAAACCAUCAGUGCUGGAUUUAUAUGGCUUUGUGUUUCUUCCAAGUGUUUUUUACUUGUAAAUCUCUCUGAUCGUGUAACUGUUAAUAUUAAUAUGGAGGGUGACAUUCCAGACAUAUUAGAGCAGUUCAUGGGCAGCUCUCUUGUCACUUGGGUUAAGACAUUUGGUCAACUAGGUGACAAGGAGGGGAACAUGCUCUCUGAAUACACUGAAUUAGUGGAUGGAAUAUUCUUGAACAAGGUCAUGAAUCAAAUAAAUCCCAAAGGGGCUGUUCAAGGUUUUAACAAAGUGUACAAUGAUGUCGGCCAGAGAGCUCAAAACUUGUCUGUCCUCACUUACCACAUCAAAUCAUACUACCAGGAGACCCUGCAUCAGCUGAUUAUGAUGUCUCCUCCCAAUGUGCUGCUUCUGGGCAGGAAUCCGCACUGUGAGGAAGGCCUAGAAGAGAUCAAGAAGUUGCUGUUGCUGUUGCUUGGCUGUGCUGUGCAGUGCGAAAGAAAAGAGGAGUAUAUCGAGAAGAUACAAUGCCUUGAUUUUGACACAAAAGCAGCAAUCGCAGCUCAUAUCCAAGAGAUGACUCAUUGUCAGGAGAAUGUGUUUGAUCUGCAUUGGUUGGAGAUGGAGGAUGUGUGUCCGGAGGAAUGGGAAAAUCUCUGCAGAAGUAUGAACAUUAAUCUCAAAAUGUUAGUGGACCAGCGAGACCGGCAAUUUGAGGUCAUCGUGGAGCUGAUGCAGGGGAAAGAGACGAUGAAGCCUAUAGUGUUUGGUGAUGACUCUUCCCUCACAGAGUCCGCUAGCAGCCACCUCCCUUUAUCCCAGCAGCAUCUGUCACUAGAGCUGACGGACGCUAAAACCAAGAUCAAACGCCUCAGACAGGAGCUAGAGGAGAAAAGUGAACAGCUCUUAGACUCCAGGCAGGACUUGGACAGUUUGGAGGCGGAGAUUAAAAGACUCCAGCAAGAGAACAUGCAGCUGUUAACAGAUGCACGAGCAGCCAGGAUGUACCGUGACGAGCUGGACGCGAUGAAAGAGAGAGCCAUCAGAGCAGACAAACUGGAGAGCGAAGUGGCUCGCUACAGAGAUAAACUUCACAACAUGAACUUUUACAAAACCAAACUAGAGGAGCUUAAGGAGGAUAAUCAGGUGUUGAUGGAAAGUAAGGCCAUGCUGGAGGAACAGCUACAGAGCAUCAAAGCACGAUCUGACAAACUGCACCAUCUGGAGAAACACAACCUCCUGCUAGAGGCAAAACUUCAUGACAUUGAAGAGGAAAGAAAUGUGGACAGGAGACGAAUAGAGGAGCUGCUGGAAAGGAACAUCAUAUUGGAGCUCUCUCAGAAAAGAAGUAUGGAGGAAUCACAACGCUUGGGCUGGGAGUUAGAACUGGCCAAGGAUCCUCAACAGAAUUCAGGAACAGAGCUGAAGUCUUUGGGCCAGGAGGUAACUGAAAAUACACGUAGCAGAUUGCUGAAACUGGAGAAGGAGAACCAGAGGUUGUUGAAGUCCCUGGAAGAACUUCAAGGAACCAGUCGUCCAUUAAAUGAGUUCAUUUCUAAAUCUAAACAUAUUGAGGAACAGUGGAGGACUAGCAAUCAUUCCCUUGACACAGAAAAUCUGCAUGCAUCCAUGGAAAAUAAUAACAGCAAUCUACAUUGUCUUGAAGUAGAGAUCCAUGAAUUGGAGGUGAACAACCAGAGUCUUCAAGUCAAUGCAAAUCAAAACCAAGGUCAAGUAGAUAUAGAAAACAAAGGUCUAGUGCAUGAGAAUGGACAUUUGGAGCGAGACAGGAGUUGUCUGGAGAAGGACAAUCGGAGAUUGCUGCAGCAAGUGAAGAUCCAGGAGGCCUCGUUGGAUAGUAGCAGUUUGAAGUUGGCGGUUCUAGAGAAGGAGAACCGUACCCUGAUUAAAAAGACUACCUAUCUCAGUGAGGCCUCUGUCAAGAACAAAGAGCUAGAGAUGGAAAACCAGGAGCUGAUUCACCAGGCUGGAGUGGACAAGAGGAUGCUGGUGACAUUAAGAGAGGAGCUUCUGGACCAGAGGCUGAAAUUGCAACAGAAAGAAACUGAUCUUGAGAACUUGACUUAUGAGCUGGAGAGGAUAAAGUUAGACCAGGAGACACGAAUGGGAGAUCACGAGGCUGUAGACCAGGGGUAUCCAGACAUCCACUUAUAUACUCAAUCAAGCCCAAGUCAGUGUAAGCAGUUGGAGUCAGAGCUGGAGUCUUCUCUAAUGAAAUCCCUGAAGAUUAAAAAAGAGAGAAUGGCUGCCCUGGAGGCCCGUCUGCAGGAAUCGGCCAAGAUAAACCAGCAACUACGACAGGAUCUUAAAACUGUCAAACAGAACUAUGAGGCUUUGCUUCAAAGGGAGGAGGAGGAAAAGGCAGGACAAUGCUCUCCACCAGAGAGGCCAUGGCACAGAGAGAGUCAGGAGGCCACAUGGGCAUUGCUGAAGGUCAAAGAUCGACUCAUUGAGGUGGAGAGAAAUAAUGCAACAUUACAGGCUGAGAAACAGGCAUUGCAAACACAACUGGAGACCUUGAAGGCGCAGUCAGAUGGGUUGCAGGCACAAAUAAUUGCAUUGCAACAGCAGACGGCUUCCUUGCAGGAGAACAACACAGCACUGCAGACACACAAUGCACAGCUGCAGGUAGAGAAGUCAACUCUAUCGUUCCAGAAUUCGUCUCUGAUGGCUCAUAAUGAACGGCUUCAGCGGGAACGGCAGAGUUCUGAGGCUGAGAGGGAAGGUGUGGUACGAGAGAGGGAAGAUCUGCGCACCGUUAAUGAACUUCUUCUCCGGGACCAUGAGAGAUUGAGCGUCCUGCACGAGAGACAGGGAGCAGAGUUGGAGGUGCUGUCACACAGGUACUCAACAAUGGAGAACAGUCACCGAACCCUGGAGAUAGAGCACAGAUCACUGGAGGACAGGUAUAACACACUACUUCAACAGCGCGCUCAGCUGGAGGGGUUAGAGAGAGCUCUUAGAGAAGAACAGCUGAAGAUGCAGAAUGAAAUAUCCACGAACAGGAACACAACAGCAGAGUGCCAAAGACUCAGAGACGAGAAAGACUGGAUGAAUCAGACUUACCAGAAGCUGUUGGCAGAGAAUGAGGAACUUCAGGUCGAACAUAAGAGCAUGAAGAGCCAGUUGAACUCCAGCAAACUGGAACAGACACAGCUGGAGUCAGAGCUGUCCAAACUCAAAGAGCAGAACCAGCAGCUGGAGAUCGCCACUAUAAAACUGACCAACCAGUGUGAGUUGCUGACCCAACUGAAGGGGAACUUGGAGGAAGAGAACCGCCACUUGCUGGACCAGAUCCAGAGCCUGAUGCUGCAGAACCGGACCCUGCUAGAUCAGACUAUGGAGAACAAGGACCUGUUCCAUGUGGAACAGAGACAAUAUAUAGACAAACUGAAUGAACUCAGAAGGCAGAAGGAAAAGCUGGAGGAGAAAAUCAUGGAUCAGUACAAGUUCUAUGACCCAUCGCCUCCUCGCAGACGGGGCAACUGGAUAACGCUGAAGAUGAGGAAGUUGAUGAAGACUAGGGCUCGUGAUCAGGAGCACGUUUGUUCUCCAACUCCCCAGCUCCGCUCCGAGUCAUGCGAGGGUCUGGAUGACCUGCGCUGCCAUGACAACGGCUCCUUCGUGGGUUCCCAGGGCUCGGAGGAAUCUGCUCCCAACUCCCUUAAUGGUGACACCCUGUCCCCCAAGAGAAGCAGCAUCUGCGCCCUGAAAAAGUUUCAUGUUAAGCGUAACAAACCAAAGGAUAAAGACAAAGUCAAGUCUCUCUUCCGCCGAGCUCUGUCAAUGAAUGACCUGCUGCAGUCACAGAGAUGUUUGGAUGGGGACUCCGGGCAGCAGGAAGAGCAGCACACCAUUGCCAUUUCAAAAAAACACUCCUCAUCAUCAUCAUCAUCAUUUCAACCCUACUCUUCCAUAGACAAUCAUACAACAAUACAUAAUCAAGCUUGUAAAGAUUUCCAAGAAGACACAAUUCCACAAAGUCUUGCAAAUGGCACUGAAACCCAAGAUCAUGCAGGGCUGAAUGGCAAAUCGAGUCGUGCCCCGAGCGCGAGCAGUGGCGAAUUUAGCGUGAGCCUGGAGAACGAGGCCUGGUCCAGUGAUAGCAGCACCCUUCCAGAUCCAUUCCCGUCCAAUCGGCAACGAGUCAGUGACUCGCCUUCACCAGCUCGGCCCAACCACGAGGAGCUCAGGCAGGGUUACUGCUCCUCCGGGAGUGCGGUGCGGAGGUCCAGCAGUGGGAGAUCCACUGGAGAUCGUUCAGCACAGAAGCUGGACAAAGCAAACAUUGGACUUUAUAAAACUCAGAGCGUGCAAAGUACAGAGUCUGAUCCUAAAACUGCUCUCGAGACGCAAGGGAAGUCCUCCUCCGUAUCAGGGUGUUUGAACUGCUUUGCCACGCCAAUGCGAAGCCCCAAAUCAGGCCAGGCUCUUUCCGACCUACCCCGCGCCAGCUGUGUCAUCUCCACGUCAGAGGGCAACAGCCGCCGUGCCAGUGUCCUUAGCACUAUGUCAGUGGGAUCGGCGUCAAGUAAGAACGCUGCUGAUCCUCAUAUGAUUCAACCUGACCAAAGUGACGAGGUUUUAAAAGGAAGCCUUGUCUUGGAAGAGGAAGACCUCAAACCAGAGCACCUUUUUGAUUCAGAAUUCACCAUUGAUUCAGUCUUUACAAACACAAUUUUCAGUGAGUCAAGUACCAGCCCAGGUAACAAAAAUAUGGUCUAAGAACGUUUUGCCUUGAAAACGUCCUGACUGAAUGUUAAAAAAAAAAAAAAAAAACUUUUUAUGAACGUUAAGGAAACAUUCCAUUUUAUCAGUUUGAAAACAUUAUGGGCAAGUGCGGCAUUUGCGAAUCAAAGAAAUAGUCGUGGCUCCCACCCCCAGCUAAGCUAAAACAUUGUUUGCAAUGCAACCUCAACUACUGUAUAUCUGUUAUAUUUACAAUGUUAACUCAUAUUUCUCUCUUAAUAGUCUGUUUAUAAAGGCAUUCUGUCUCUUUAACCUAUUGUUACAAUCAUGACCGAAAACAAAAACAGCAUUCAAUCUUCUUCCCUUAGUCUCUGUGCUAAACUGAAAUGAUUUUAAAACCGCCAUUAGGUGGCGGCAAACUAGUCAGUCAAUUGAAUCAUUCAGUCAAACGAUUCGUUCAAAACGGCUGAUUCAUUCAGUUACAAAAAAAAUCGUUUCUGUGAGAUUGCUUAUAAAUAUUAAAAACAAGAACUUAUAGAGACUUUUUUGCACCAUAUCUUGGUUUAUGUACAUUUAUAACACUAUACUUUGUAUUAUAUUACCUUUGCAUCAAAUUACGAGAAACUAAUAGCGAUGCUGUGAGGGUAUUUCUAAUACAGCUUUGAGACUGAUGGUAAAAAUUAUCCUUCUCUCUUCUGAUCACCGUUAUUAACCCCCCCCCCCCCCCCUUUUUUUUUUUUUUUUUUUUUUUUUCCUUGUUUUGAAGGUUGUGAAAACACUAUAAUGGAGUUUUUCUUUUGCUAUUUGAGCAAAUAGAACACACACAACAAAUAUGUGUAAUAGUCUCAUUCACCGCUAUAGAAGUUUAGGCUACCCGGAAAUGUGACAAUCAAAACAAUCUUUUUCUUUGGACAAUCCUACAACUCUUGGUUUGGUUGACACUUAUAGGCCUAUUUAUUUUUUUCCUUCCUUAUUUUGUCUCUCUUUAUUUAUUUCUUUUUUUAAAUGUAUUUUGUAUUGUUUGCAUUUCAUGUGGUGAAUUAUUCUGUUCACUUUUUUCAAAUUACAAAUUUCAUGAAAGUAAAAUAAUAAUAAAAAAAGAAAUACAAGAGUCCAUCUGCAUGUAGCAUCAAAACUGCUGUGGCUCAUUUGUUCUGACUAGGCCUAUUGUAUACAGUCAUUUUUCCUAUCCUGCAGAAUUGUGUCUGUGUUUUGUUGUUUAUUUUUAGCAUCAAUGAACCUAGUAUUUGUUCAAACCAGUAAAUAUCUAAAGAGUAGGCUACCUAUCUUGCUUUUUAUCUAAUUUUUAUCGUGUUUUCCUUCUAAAUUAUUGCUCAUAUUGUGGUGCUUUGUGCUCAUGUUUCCUGCAUUUGUUUGCAGAAGUGAUUUAAAACAUAGCUACAAAGAUUGUAUGAUUGUUGAUUAAAUAAAAACAACUUUACUGUAA